GCUGCGGCGGCCCGAGGAGCGCUUCCCGCCCGCCCCCGCCGGCACCGCCCGCGGGGCUCCCCGCUGGCCCGUCGCUACCCUGAUGGUCGUCAGCGGGCGGCCGGGGAAGGUCGGGUGGAUGGGCCGGCGGCGGUAGGACGCGCCGGCGGAGAGGCGGCCCAGGCAGGGCCCGGCGGCGGAGCCUCGCUGGGAGGAGGAAGGCGCUUCUGGCCUGCCCGUCGGAGAGGCGCCGCGCUGAGACAUGGCCGUGGCCGUCACCACUAAGACGGCGUGGAAGCUGCAAGAGAUCACGGCUCACAGCAGCAAUGUGUCCUCACUAGUCCUAGGAAAAAGUUCAGGCCGGCUACUGGCAACUGGAGGAGAUGACUGUCGGGUCAACAUAUGGUCAGUUAACAAGCCCAACUGCAUCAUGAGCUUGACAGGCCAUACAACGCCCAUUGAGAGCCUACAGAUCAAUACGAAUGAGGAACUCAUUGUUGCAGGGUCCCAGUCAGGGUCCAUUCGAGUCUGGGACCUGGAGGCUGCCAAAAUUCUUCGUACCUUACUCGGUCACAAAGCGAAUAUCUGCAGCCUUGAUUUCCAUCCUUUUGGAAGCUUUGUGGCAUCUGGCUCUUUGGACACGAACAUUAAGCUCUGGGAUGUGAGAAGAAAAGGCUGUGUCUUCAGGUACAAGGGUCACACAGAAGCAGUUCGAUGUCUCCGCUUUAGUCCUGAUGGGAAAUGGUUAGCCUCUGCUGCUGAUGAUCACACUGUAAAGCUGUGGGAUCUGGCUGCCGGGAAGAUAAUGUUUGAGUUUACAGGACAUACCGGCCCAGUAAACGUUGUUGAAUUCCAUCCCAAUGAAUACCUUUUGGCUUCUGGCAGCUCUGACAGGACUGUUCGGUUCUGGGACUUGGAGAAGUUUCAAGUUGUGAGCUGUAUUGAAGAGGAGGCUACUCCUGUCAGGUGCGUGCUCUUCAAUCCAGAUGGCUGCUGCUUGUAUAGUGGCUUCCAGGACUCGCUGCGUGUGUACGGCUGGGAGCCAGAGCGCUGUUUUGAUGUGGUCUUGGUGAACUGGGGAAAAGUAGCUGACUUAUCUAUCUGCAACAACCAGCUGAUAGGAGUUUCCUUUGCGCAAAGCACAGUCUCUUCCUUCGUUGUGGAUCUCAGCAGAGUCACAAAGUUGGAUUCUAUUCCUCAUGGGCUGAUCAGGGAUGACGAGCCUCUUGUGCCGCCUACCCCCACGGGGUCCUCCCUUCGCCGCAUCUAUGACAGGCCCUCAACUAGCUGCAGCAAGCCACAGAGCAGAGUGAAGCACAACUCAGAGAGUGAGAGGCGCAGUCCCAGCAGUGAAGAUGACCGGGAUGAGAAGGAAUCGAAGGCUGAGAUCCAGAACCCGGAGGAUUACAAAGAGAUCUUCCAGCCCAAGAAUGCUAUCUGUCGAACUCCGCCUCGAAACAACGAGCCCUUUCCAGCCCCUCCUGAGGAUGAGCCCGUAACUGCAAAGGAAGCAGUGAAGCCCAGCCAAGCUGCGGAUGUCCAGACCCCGUUGCCAAAGCAAGAACUUCCUGAUCCGGUUCAGAGGCCACCGAUUGCCUCCUCAACUCCUUUGACCAGAACAGAGCCGUCGGUGAUUCCUGCAGCCAGGAAUGAGCCCAUUGGCCUGAAAGCCUCUGACUUUCUACCAGCUGUGAAAAACCAAAGCCAGGCCGAGCUCGUGGAUGAGGAAGCCAUGUCCCAGAUCAGGAAAGGCCACGAGACCAUGUGUGUGGUGCUCACCAGCCGCCACAAGAAUCUGGACACCGUGCGGGCUGUGUGGAGCACCGGUGACAUCAAGAACUCUGUGGACUCUGCCGUGGCGAUCAACGAUCUGUCUGUUGUUGUGGACCUCUUGAAUAUUGUCAACCAAAAAGCAUCUCUCUGGAAGCUGGAUUUGUGUACUAUAGUCCUGCCGCAGAUAGAAAAACUACUCCAAAGUAAAUAUGAAAGUUACGUGCAAACUGGCUGCACCUCCCUGAAACUCAUUCUCCAGAGAUUCCUGCCACUGAUCACAGACAUCCUCGCUGCACCACCUUCUGUCGGAGUGGACAUCACCAGAGAGGAAAGGCUCCAUAAAUGCAAGCUGUGCUACAAGCAGCUGAAAAACAUCAGCAACAUCGUCAAGAACAAGUCUGGGCUCAGCGGCCGCCACGGUAGUGCCUUUCGGGAACUGCAUCUCCUCAUGGCCGUCCUGGAGUGACGGCCGCCACCUCCUCACGUGCAAACACAGGCUGCCAAGCUCCCCUCUGCUCUUGGUCUGGCUGGAUUUCACCUCUCUCCGUGUGUCCGUCUUCCCCCCCCGCCCCUGCAGCACGGUAGGGAAGUGGAAUCUCGCUGGCUGGUCGCCUGCCCGGCACCGGUGCCUUAUGGGCUGGAUGGAGGACGUGAGCGGAGAGACGUCUGUGCUGUGUGAGGGGACCUGGCUGGCGGCGAGCCCCGCAAAGCCCCUGCGGGGAAGCAGCUUCAUUUCAGCUCUUCAUCUCACCGUCAAGCCCUCGGCUGCUCCGUCUCUGUGUGCUGGCCUUUCCCUGACGGGAUGGUUCCGAGCCUGCUGUCACCCUUCCUUCACCCGUCUGUGCUGUCGGUUCUUGUCGCUUGGCUCUGUGGGCUGGGGCCGGCUGGCCCCGCUCUCCUCGUGCAGCGCGCUGAGGACUGCGGCGUCCGCCCCGCAAAAGCCUGCUGUGGGGUGGAGCGCCCUUUCCCUACGGAAGGGACUUCUUCAGCUGCCGCGUGGGACCGGCCCCUCUGGCUUGCUUCACCAAACGUGAGGCAGGACGCCGUGCCGCCGUGCCUGGUGGAGUCUCAAGGACCCGUAUCGCGAGGAGGCUGUCUCUUGGCUUCUCAAAAAUGCCUGCUGGCACCCUGGGCCGCAGAAGAUUAAUAUCUUCAGACUGUUGCUGGGAACUGAGGCCUACCUGGAUCUGUUAAAAUAUGUGACUUACUUAAACAGGACUUGUCGUAUGUGUUUGCCUUUGGGGGUAAGGAUUUGGGAGGGUGGAGGAACAGAGGGACAUGGACUAAUGUCUUUCUACAUCCACUGGACCACUCUUAGAGGUUUUUUUUUUUCCCAAUAAAUGUCUGUCAGAACCUUUCUGUCCCUCUUUCUUCUUGCCUGUGGGGAAAGAGGUUCCUGUUGGUGCUUCCCCUGCUCCUCCCAGCCUGUCUCCCGUUUUAUACACUGGAGCCUGUUCUCCGGGAAGACUGUAACUUAUAAUGAAUUUUAUUAAAAGAUUUGUAACUUUUUUUAAAAA
Molecule: messenger RNA, 3269 nt
Organism: Gymnogyps californianus (California condor)
Lineage: Eukaryota; Metazoa; Chordata; Aves; Accipitriformes; Cathartidae
Gene: KATNB1
Product: katanin regulatory subunit B1
Exons: 20
Coding region: 242-2218 (658 amino acids)
Biological process (GO): microtubule depolymerization; microtubule severing
Cellular component (GO): katanin complex
Molecular function (GO): microtubule binding
Source: RefSeq, a predicted model, not a curated record